Molecule: messenger RNA, 3801 nt
Organism: Podarcis raffonei (Aeolian wall lizard)
Lineage: Eukaryota; Metazoa; Chordata; Lepidosauria; Squamata; Lacertidae
Gene: RASA1
Product: RAS p21 protein activator 1
Exons: 25
Coding region: 1-3054 (1017 amino acids)
Biological process (GO): regulation of GTPase activity
Molecular function (GO): protein binding
Source: RefSeq, a predicted model, not a curated record
AUGAUGGCGGCGGCCGAAGCGGGUGGCGAAGAGGGCGGCUCGGGAGCGGCCGGAGAGCCCAGCGGGCAUUGCCCUCCCGCCGCUGCUGCUGCUGCCGCCGCCGCCUCUCGAAGCAACAAGAGCGCCGCCGCCGCCGCCGCUUUCCUGGGCAGCUCGGGCCCAAGCGGCGCCUGCCCCGCGGCGUCGCUCCCCUCGGUGGGCUCCAGGCCUGCCCCUCCUGCGGAGAUGUCCAAGGGCCUGUCUCCGCCAGCGGCGAUCCCGCUCCUGGAGGGCGGCGGCGGCGGCGGAGGGGGUACCGCUGCCGGCGGGUUCCCUCCGCUGCCGCCGCCCCCGCAGCCGCCGCUUCCGGCCGGAGGGCUGAGCACAGUGGACGAAGGCGACUCGCUGGACGGGCCCGAGUACGAGGAGGAGGAGGUGGCCAUCCCGCUGAACGCGCCCCCCACGAACCAAUGGUAUCAUGGGAAGCUUGACAGAACAAUUGCAGAAGAACGCCUUCGGCAAGCAGGGAAACCUGGAAGUUAUCUUAUCCGAGAGAGUGAUCGAAGGCCCGGAUCAUUUGUGCUUUCAUUCCUUAGUAAAACCAAUGUUGUUAAUCACUUUAGGAUUAUUGCAAUGUGUGGUGACUAUUAUAUUGGCGGGAGACGGUUUUCUUCACUUUCUGACCUAAUAGGUUAUUACAGCCAUGUAUCUUGUUUGCUUAAGGGGGAAAAAUUGUUGUUUCCUGUAGCACCUCCAGAGCCAGUGGAGGACCGCAGGAGAGUCCGAGCCAUUCUGCCAUACACUAAAGUGCCAGAAACAGAUGAAAUAAGCUUCCUUAAAGGAGACAUGUUUAUUGUCCACAAUGAAUUAGAUGAUGGAUGGAUGUGGGUUACAAACCUACGUACGGAUGAGCAAGGACUUAUAGUAGAAGACCUAGUGGAGGAAGUGGGUCGAGAAGAAGAUCCGCAUGAAGGAAAAAUAUGGUUCCAUGGGAAGAUCUCUAAACAAGAGGCUUACGGCUUGCUGAUGACAGUUGGCCAGGUGUCAAGUUUUCUUGUGAGACCUUCUGAUAACACGCCUGGGGAUUACUCUCUCUACUUUCGAACCAGUGAAAACAUACAGCGUUUUAAAAUAUGCCCAACACCAAACAACCAGUUUAUGAUGGGGGGCAGGUACUAUAACAGUAUUGCUGACAUCAUUGAGCAUUAUAGAAAAGAGCAAAUUGUUGAAGGCUACUAUCUUAAAGAUCCUGUUCCAAUGCAGCAUCAAGGACAAGUGCUUAACGACACAGUGGAUGGGAAAGAAAUUUAUAAUACAAUCCGUCGUAAAACAAAGGAUGCUUUCUAUAAAAAUAUUGUUAAAAAAGGAUACCUUCUGAAGAAAAGUAAAGGAAAACGGUGGAAGAACUUGUAUUUUAUUUUAGAGGGGAAUGAUGCUCAACUUAUUUAUUUUGAAAGUGAAAAGCGAGCCACUAAACCCAAAGGACUAAUCGAUCUUAGUGUGUGUUCUGUCUAUGGUGUUCAUGAUAGUCUGUUUGGCAGGCCAAACUGUUUUCAGAUAGUAGUUCAGCACUUUAGUGAAGAGCAUUACAUCUUUUACUUUGCAGGAGAAACUCCAGAACAAGCACAGGACUGGAUGAAAGCUUUGCAAACAUUUUGCAAUUUACGAAAAACUAGUCCAGGAACAUCGAAUAAACGUCUACGUCAGGUCAGCAGUCUUAUACUACAUGUUGAAGAAGCCCAUACACUUCCAGCAAAACAUUUUACUAAUCCUUACUGUAAUAUCUACCUGAAUAGUGUACAGGUAGCAAAAACGCAUGUACGAGAAGGACAGAACCCUGUGUGGUCAGAGGAAUUUGUGUUUGACGAUCUUUCAUCUGACAUCAAUAGAUUUGAGAUAACUCUUAGUAACAAAACAAAGAAGAGUAAAGAUCCAGAUAUAUUGUUCAUGCGAUGCCAGCUGAGCCGACUACAGAAAGGGCAGGCAACAGAUGAAUGGUUUCAGCUCAGUUCACACAUACCUCUGAAAGGUAUUGAACCAGGCUCUCUGCGUGUCCGUGCACGAUAUUCUAUGGAGAAAAUAAUGCCAGAAGAAGAGUACAGUGAAUUUAAGGAGUUGGUCCUGCAAAAAGAGCUGCAUGUGGUCUACGCUUUAUCAAUCGUAUGUGGACAGGAUCGAACACUGCUUGCUAGCAUUUUACUGAAGAUUUUUCUUCAUGAAAAACUGGAGGCAUUAUUGUUGCGAACACUAAAUGACAGGGAAAUAUGUGUGGAAGAUGAAGCCACUACCUUAUUCCGUGCCACCACACUGGCAAGUACACUUAUGGAGCAGUAUAUGAAAGCUACAGCCACGCGUUUUGUUCACCAUGCACUAAAGGACUCUAUUUUAAAGAUAAUGGAGAGCAAGCAGUCUUGUGAGUUAAAUCCUUCAAAGUUAGAAAAAAAUGAAGAUGUAAAUACUAAUUUAGCACAUCUGCUGAGUAUCCUUUCGGAGCUGGUGGAGAAAAUAUUCAUGGCUGCAGAAAUAUUGCCUCCGACAUUGAGGUAUAUUUAUGGCUGUUUACAGAAGUCUGUUCAAAACAAGUGGCCAGCCAAUACAACCAUGAGAACAAGAGUGGUUAGUGGUUUUGUUUUCCUUCGGCUGAUCUGCCCUGCCAUUCUGAAUCCAAGGAUGUUUAAUAUCAUCUCAGAUUCUCCUUCUCCCACUGCUGCAAGAACACUGACGCUGGUCGCCAAGUCUGUGCAGAAUUUGGCAAAUUUAGUUGAGUUUGGAGCUAAGGAGCCAUAUAUGGAAGGUGUAAAUCCUUUUAUCAAGAGUAACAAGCACCAGAUGAUCAUGUUUUUAGAUGAACUUGGGAAUGUACCUGAACUUCCAGACACUACAGAGCCCUCUAGAACUGACUUGUCACGUGAUCUAGCAGCCCUCCAUGAAAUUUGUGUGGCACAUUCAGAUGAGCUUCGAACACUCAGUAAUGAGCGAGGGGCAAUGCAGCAUGUGCUAAAGAAGCUGCUGGCAAUUACAGAACUUCUUCAACAAAAGCAAAAUCAGUAUUCAGUGUCUAACAGCAUCAGGUAGCAGCUUUCUGCAUGUUCCAGCAUGUCCAACAUGACAACUUUCACCAAUAUCACUUCCUUUUUUUGCUCUUGCCAAAAAUAGCACACACAUUUCACAUUUCCAGUGAUGUGUGAACUAUGCAAAAAACAAAACAAAGAACCUGUUGGUGACUGACCAUAACAACAGCUUUAAGCUAUGUGUGCAGGACACUUGCACUUUCUUCCACUUGGAACCAAUUUUCACAACCUCUGAGCCUUGGUGUACAGAUCACCUUCCACAAAGAAAAUACUGUGACUGUCUCUUUGAACUUUAAAGUUAUUUCAACACCUCCAAUUGCCAAAGUCUUGCUGUGUUUUGGAUAAAAUUAGAGUCAACUGCCAAGGAAAUGUUUUGACAGCAAAGUAUAACUGGAUAGAACACACGUCUUACUGUAAUUUGAUUGGUUACAACUAUAUUAGGACUGUUCAAACACUUUAAUUUGUAUUUACAGCUUCCAGCGUUUGAUAGGAAAUGUUUGCUGUACACUUUUUAUACCAUUCUAUUUCUCUCGUUUAGAGUUGUGCUGAAAGAAUAUGCAGACUGGAUUUUGUCAGCUUUUUUUUUUAAUGUGCCACAUUGUUUUGAAUAAUUUUCCAUCAAGGACUGUAUAUCCAGAUAAAUCAUGAUGCUUUUUAAAAAAAUGUUUACAGCAGUAAAUAAUUUGAACUCAGUAAAUUUAUUGAUCAUUGUAUUAGGCAUGCAUGCAUUAUUAAACAGUUUUAUAGCAUA